AUGGCCGCUUCCUCGUUUGAAGGUCGCCCAGAGUAUGGAAAAAAUUCCGACCAAACAAAAAAGAAUGGCAUGAAGCAAUACAGAAGGAGUUUCUCCGCUCCAAAAGAAGCAUCCUUUAACUACCAUCCGAAGUAUUUGGCUCGAAAAGAACAGGCCCAAGGACGCCUCGACAUAUAUUUUGCCAACCUUGAGUAUAUCUUCAACAAAGACCAUUCAUACGAUGCCACAAAACUUAUGAACAGACACACAUCCUUGGGACUUGACAAGCUUAAGAACUUGGAUCGCAUGAUAUGCGCUCCCAAGGAAUCCCCACAAGUGCACCCCUUCUGA
Molecule: messenger RNA, 330 nt
Organism: Paracoccidioides brasiliensis Pb18
Exons: 2
Coding region: 1-330 (109 amino acids)
Source: RefSeq, a predicted model, not a curated record